CCGCGGACCCUCAAGCCUCUGGCGCAGCGAUGGCGGAGGCGGUGGAGCGCACAGACGAGCUGGUCCGGGAGUACCUGCUCUUUCGAGGCUUCACGCACACACUGCGGCAGCUGGACGCCGAAAUCAAGGCGGACAAGGAGAAGGGGUUCCGGGUGGACAAGAUUGUGGACCAGCUACAGCAGUUAAUGCAGGUGUAUGACUUAGCUGCCCUUCGGGAUUACUGGAGCUACCUGGAACGAAGGCUCUUUAGCCGCUUGGAGGAUAUAUAUAGACCCACCAUCAACAAGCUGAAAACCAGCCUUUUCCGCUUUUAUCUUGUCUACACAAUCCAGACAAACAGAAAUGACAAGGCUCAGGAAUUCUUUGCAAAGCAGGCCACAGAGCUUCAGAACCAGGCUGAGUGGAAGGAUUGGUUUGUCCUGCCUUUCCUGCCAUCCCCAGACACCAACCCCACCUUUGCUACCUACUUUUCUCGACAGUGGGCUGACACCUUUAUUGUGUCCCUCCACAACUUCCUGAGUGUCCUGUUUCAGUGCAUGCCAGUUCCAGUGAUCCUGAACUUUGAUGCAGAGUGCCAGAGGACGAACCAGAUUCAAGAAGAAAAUGAAGUUCUGCGUCAGAAGCUUUUUGCCUUGCAAGCUGAAAUCCACCGACUAAAGAAGGAGGAGCAGCAACCUGAAGAGGAGGCGGCCUUGGUCCAACACAAAUUGCCUCCUUAUGUCUCCAAUAUGGACCGCCUGGGGGACUCAGAGCUAGCCAUGGUAUGCAGCCAGAGGACCACCUCCCUCUCCCAGUCGCCUCGAGUAGGAUUCCUGUCCUCGUUGCUGCCUCAGAGUAAGAAGAGCCCCUCAAGGUUGUCGCCUGCCCAGGGACCUCUGCAGACUCAGAGCUCAGUCAAGAAAGAGUCCUUCAGCAGUCAGGCCUCCAAGGGUAAGGACCUGGUGCCAGGGGCCAAGGAUGGGAAGAGCCUCCUGGGCGGGCCAGCCUCGGGAGAGUCCAGCUGGGUACAGCAGCGGCAGCGGCGCCUGCAGGACCAUGGCAAGGAGAGGAAGGAGCUUUUCUCUACCACCUCCUCCCAGUGUGCAGAGAAGAAACUGGAAGCCAGUGGCCCUGAGGCUGAGCCCUGCCCAGAUCUCCACAUGGAACCAGUGGAGCCACUGACACGGGUGUCUACAGCAGGCCCCGAGGGAGGAGGCCGCCCAGAGCAGCCCUUCAUCGUGCUGGGGCAGGAGGAGUAUGGGGAGCACCACUCUUCCAUCAUGCACUGUAGAGUGGAUUGCUCGGGGAGGAGGGUUGCCAGCUUAGAUGUAGACGGGGUCAUCAAAGUGUGGUCCUUCAACCCCAUCAUGCAGACCAAAGCAUCUUCCAUUUCCAAGUCACCGCUGCUCUCUCUAGAAUGGGCCACCAAACGGGACAGGCUGCUCUUGUUGGGCAGUGGUGUGGGAACAGUGCGUCUUUAUGACACAGAAGCCAAGAAGAAUCUCUGUGAAAUCAACAUUAAUGAUGAUAUGCCCAGAAUCCUGUCUCUCGCGUGCAGCCCCAAUGGGGCCUCUUUCGUCUGUUCGGCUGCAGCUCCGAGUCUCACUUCCCAGGUGGACUCCUUGGCACCGGACAUUGGCAGCAAGGGCAUGAACCAGGUUCCUGGCAAGCUGCUACUGUGGGACACGAAGAGCAUGAAGCAGCAGCUUCAGUUCUCUCUGGACCCAGAACCCAUUGCUGUCAACUGUACAGCCUUCAAUCACAAUGGGAACCUACUGGUCACAGGAGCAGCUGACGGUGUCAUCCGGCUGUUUGACAUGCAGCAGCACGAGUGUGCCAUGAGCUGGCGGGCCCACUGCGGGGAGGUCUGCUCCGUGGAGUUCAGCUGUGAUGAGAAUGCUGUGUACAGCAUCGGCGAGGAUGGCAAGUUCAUCCAAUGGAACAUCCACAAGAGUGGCUUGAAAGUAUCUGAGUACAGCCUCCCCUCGGAUGCCACCGGUCCCUUUGUACUGUCUGGUUACAGCGGCUACAAGCAGGUUCAAGUGCCCAGAGGCCGACUCUUCGCUUUUGACUCAGAGGGCAAUUAUAUGUUGACAUGCUCUGCCACAGGGGGAGUCAUCUACAAGCUGGGUGGUGAUGAGAAGGUUCUGGAGAGCUGCUUGAGCCUGGGUGGCCACCGGGCCCCUGUGGUCACUGUGGACUGGAGCACUGCCAUGGACUGUGGGACCUGCCUCACUGCCUCCAUGGAUGGCAAGAUCAAGCUGACCACCCUCCUGGCCCAUAAGCUCUGAAGGACCUGCCUCAAGUGACACCACAGAAACAGUAUUGUCCUAGUGUUGGGGGAGAACAGACACACCCCUUCCAGGUUCCUGCCAGUGCAGCAGAUCUUCAGGCAAAGACUGUCCAGGGGGCUUGGGACUGUCCAGCUUCAGUGACUAGAACAGGAGCCUUAAGGAGCAGGUGGCAUGUUCUUCCCACAGAACAAAGUCAUGGGCUGAGAAGGAUCCUCUGACUGCGGGAGGAAAGCUCGGGAAGGAGAAACAGUGAUGGGGGCUGUGUUGGCCCAGGAGAGAUUGACAGUAUUUUAUAAAUAUAUCUCUGCUUAUUUUUCUUCUUUUUUUAAAAAAAGAGAAUGCUCUUGCAGUCA
Molecule: messenger RNA, 2626 nt
Organism: Marmota flaviventris (yellow-bellied marmot)
Lineage: Eukaryota; Metazoa; Chordata; Mammalia; Rodentia; Sciuridae
Source: RefSeq, a predicted model, not a curated record